AUGGCACCGAAAAAGAAAUUAUCUGGAGCAGAAAACCUAAAAAAAAAGAUUAAGAGGGAAUUAGAAUUUAAAAAAGGUGCUAAUGCUUUAUCUAAGUUCUUGCAAAAAAAUAAAGAAUCAAUUAACGAUGAAAGCUAUUCUUCAGAAGAAUUGUUACCUUCUACAAGUCCAGAACAAAAUAUCACGUCAUCUUUAUUAGCUACUACAAGUUCUGAACAACAUACAAUUAAGCAUUUAGAAAAUAUGGAUAUUUCUAUUGAAUUUCAAAGUAAUGAAUUGGUUAGUAACACUGAAUCAUCUGAACCAAGUAUUAACUCUGAUCCUGCUACUUGGCCCUCAUUUUUAACAUCAAAACAAAUUGACUAUAUAGUAGUAACCGGUCCCGAAAUAUUUACAGAAUUUUCGAGUAUUCAACUAGAUCAUGAAAAAAGACAUUUUUCUGAGAUUCAUUUUUAUCGACAUCUUUCUAAUGGAGAAAAAUUACUUAGGCGUUGGUUAAUUUACUCAAAAUCAACGGGGAAAAUAUUUUGUUUCUGUUGUAAAUUAUUUGAUAGAACUCCGAAGUCAAAUUUGGCAAUUUGUGGGUUUUCUGAUUGGCAUAACGUAUCUGCUGCACUUACUGUACACGAAAAAGCGCCUAAUCAUUUUAAGGCUUAUGGUACAUGGAUAGAAAUAGAAAAACGGUUAAAACUAAAUAAAACAAUAGAUGCAGAGCACCAGCGAAUUACGAACAUGGAAACUGAUUAUUGGGUAAAAGUUUUGGACCGUUUGUUAUCAGUAACUUUAUAUUUAUCAAAGAAUAAUCUAGCGUUUCGAGGAAGUUCAGAUAAAUUUUAUACUCAAAGUAAUGGAAAUUUUUUAAGUUUAGUUGAACUUUUGGGUAAAUAUGACGAUGUAACUAAAGAAUUAUUACUUAAAACACUGUCUCGUGAAAAAACCGUACAUUAUUGCAGUCAUUCUAUUCAAAACGAAUUAAUUAAUCUCAUGGCCAAUAAAGUUUUAGAAACAAUAAUAGAUAGAUUACGUGCAGCAAAAUAUUAUUCUGUAAUUCUUGACUGUACACCAGAUGUGAGUCAUCAAGAACAACUAUCCUUUACACUAAGAUUUGUUAAUAUAAAAAAAAAAAUUGAAGUUAAAGAACAUUUCAUUGGGUUUAAAACGGUAGAAAGCUCUACAGGUUUGAGUUUAACAGACCUUCUUCUAAAUACUCUUGCAGAAAAGAAUAUUCCUUUUCAAGAUUGUCGUGGGCAGGGAUAUGAUAAUGGUGCUAACAUGAAAGGGCAAAAAAAAGGAGUUCAAGCGAGAGUUUUAUCAAUGAAUCCUCGUGCCACCUUUGUUCCAUGCAAUUGCCAUUCUUUAAAUUUAGUUGUAUCAGAUGCUGCAUCUUGUUCUAUAAAUUCAAUUACAGUUUUCGGCGUACUCCAAAGAAUUUAUGUAUUGUUUUCAUCAUCGGUAAAUCGAUGGAAAAUUUUAACUGACAAUAUAAAAGGGCUGACCGUGAAACCUCUGAGUGACACAAGAUGGGAAAGUAGAAUCAACAGCGUAAAAGUUGUUCGUUUUCAAACUGAACAAAUUUACAAUGCGCUUAUUAAACUAUCCGAAGUUGAAAACAUAGAUGCUGGAACGCGCCAUGAAGCUGUUUCGCUUGCUGAUCAACUUACAGAUUUUAAGUUUCUAAUAUCAUUAGUUGUUUGGUACGAUAUUCUUUUUCAAGUAAAUUUAGUUAGUAAAAGUAUGCAAGCAAAAGCAAUAGACUUAAUAAAUGGUUUUAAUAUGUUAAAAAGUGCUUUAGAAUUUAUUAAGAACUAUAGAGACCAAUUUGAUCAGAUUUUGGUUAAAGCAAAAGCAAUAGCAGAUGAAUUAGGGGUGGAUUCUGAAAUAAAAGUAGUUCGGAAGCGUAUAAAAAAAAAACACUUUGACUAUGAGCGUUCAGAUGAUACUGAUCAUAGAACUGUACUCGAAAAAUUUAAACAUGAAUUUUUUUACACAUUAAUAGACGUUGUUACUACAUCAUUGACAGAUCGUUUUGAAAUUUUAAAGAUCCAUGUUGAUUUAUGGAAUUUUUUGUACGAUUUAAAAAAUGCACCUGAAAAUGAAAACGAUUUAUUGAAACAUUGUAUGGAUCUACACAAUCACCUUAAAGAUGGAUCUGACUCUGAUAUUGAUGGUGUCGAAUUAUGCACAGAAAUUGUGAACAUCAAGCAAUUGUUAAUUUCUUGUUUGGACGUAAGUUCACCUCUUAAUAUUCUUCAAUACAUUUUUGACUAUGAACUCCAAGACAUAUUUCCAAAUCUUUGGAUUGCUUUAAGAUUAUUAUUGACGUUACCAGUGACAGUAGCUAGUGGUGAGCGGAGUUUCUCAAAAUUAAAACUCAUAAAAACAUACUUGCGAUCUACUAUGGCUAAUGAACGUUUAGUCUCACUAUCGGUUUUAUCUAUAGAAAACGAAAUAGCUGCGGAAAUUGAUUUUUCUACAAUUAUACGGAGUUUUGCCGAGAGAAAAUCAAGAAAAGUGUUGAUCGAUAACAAAUUUAAAUAA
This is a messenger RNA of Melanaphis sacchari, 2538 nucleotides long. Its product is annotated as zinc finger MYM-type protein 1-like. The record is from RefSeq and is a predicted model, not a curated record. Gene Ontology annotation, molecular function: protein dimerization activity. The transcript has a single exon. The coding region runs from base 1 to 2538 and encodes 845 amino acids. NCBI's taxonomy places the organism in Eukaryota, Metazoa, Arthropoda, Insecta, Hemiptera, Aphididae.